This is a messenger RNA of Suillus paluster, 1490 nucleotides long. RefSeq names its product kinase-like domain-containing protein. Gene Ontology annotation, biological process: protein phosphorylation. Gene Ontology annotation, molecular function: protein kinase activity; ATP binding. The transcript has 3 exons. Lineage: Eukaryota; Fungi; Basidiomycota; Agaricomycetes; Boletales; Suillaceae. The coding region runs from base 1 to 1170 and encodes 389 amino acids. The record is from RefSeq and is a predicted model, not a curated record.
AUGUUUACCUUCACUGUAGACGGACAGACGUUUUUUAAUCCAGUCGUUCACAGAGACCUCACUGGUACCAAUGUCCUCAUCAGUAGUGAUGGAACUGCAUAUCUUGCAGAUUUUGGCCUUUCGGGAACCUUAACAAAAUCGCCUGGCAUGACGUAUCUCGCGAAGAUGAGCUGUCAUCCAGGAGCAAUGUGGUGGACAGCUCCUGAGCUUCUUUCUGGGGAAGACUCAGCUUCUGCGAUCACCACUCAGAGUGACAUGUACUCCUUUGGUAGCAUCAUGCUUCAAGUUUUGACUGGAAGUGUCCCUUGGCGACACUUGACGAAUGACACCGCGAUCUUGCUAAAAGUGAUUGAAGGAGAAAUACAUCCCCGUCCAGACAAUUGUUGUGUCACCGACCAGUGCUGGAACUUAAUGACUCGUUGCUGGUCUAAGUCACCCAUCGAUCGGCCUUCUGCUGAAGAAGUACUUCAAUUUGUUAACAGCGAGCUCGCUUUGUACAUUUGUGGUGAUGCGAAUGGUGGCAGACUGCACCCUGCCUUGGUUCCCGUUCCUAAAAAUGCGCCUCCACUUGUUGGUCCGUCCCCUUCAUUACCAACGCACCAUGCAGAGAGCGAGAAUUAUAGCAUCAUAUCCUCUGGACACCUCUUACCCACCCCCGAUACCAUGAUACACAGUACCCCAACAUCGUCUAUAUCCAGUGACAAGAAAUGCCCAAAUAUAGCACCCCUGCAUGUCUCAUCACCAUAUCGCCAUCCCAACCUUCACACCCCCGUUGUAUUUUCGGCCAUGUGCCAGUGGGAUGCUCAUUCCACUGAGCCUCAUGGAGGUGCUUUGCACCCGUCUCCUUCGCAGAGCAGUCCUCUUCCAAAUGGCAAUUAUGAACCAUCACAAAAUAAUACAGGCGCUACGCGAUACUGCAGGUCUCCAGAAGGAUAUUCAGCCCUUUUCACCACCCCACCUACCACUUUAUUCCCUCCUUCUGAACUACCAUUCUUGGGGCUUGAUUGCAUUUGCAACUAUGGUUCUUCAGUCGGCAUCGACCCAAAUUCUGUCUGGCAGACUUUUGACGCUGGUGCAUUUGGGUUCGACCCUGAAUUACCCUUUACCCUUGGUGAUGCUUCAUCAGAGAUCCUUGCUACCGCCUUAGAGCCUUUACAGGACACUUGCUAAUUGUGUUUUCUUAGUCAAAAUUUUACUUUUACCUCCUUUCCAUCUAUCGUAAAUGAUACGCAGUUCGGUGGUUGACUAUAUGCGGUGACUAUAUCACGAGACUGUGAUGGGCUAAGUUAGUGAUCGGAGUCUUCUUUUCUCCUACAUGCCCUCGUUGAUCUAGGAACAACAUCAUAUGUUCACCACAUAUCAAUCAUGAUGAUGAUGUGAACAUAGCACUAAGUACCGGCACUAGUUCCCCACAGUUGCACCAAGUGCCAAGUUGAAACCAUCUAAAUGGUUUCGCAAUCAACCAAGUCCGAACCGAAUACCAGACAAAG